CCACGCCGCGUUAGCAGGCUUAUAAAACAACCCGCAGCUGGGCAACUCCGGUCCGCAUAUCGCCGGUGGUCUCCGAAGCGAGAGGGAGGGGAGCUAAAUCCACGGGAUAAAUGCAGCUCAAUGAAAGAUCCGAGAGGCUUCGUGGUGGUAAGAUCUUUAUCUGGCUCUUUUAGAAGAAAUACCCAAGAUAUCACCGAGGCGAUCUAUAUUUCAUAUUUUACCACAUGAAAUACAAUUAGGACUCAAACCUCAAAGUAUAGCCUAUACCCAUGCUGUUUGUGACUUUUUGAAUUGUUGUUGAAUAGCAACCAUACACCGAUUUUCAGAUUAAAAAACUAUUAAAUACAUUAUUUGUAAAAGUUCUGUCCAAAAAUGGUGAUCACAAUAAUGCUUUGAAUCCGAAUUUUUUAAGCUGGAAAUUCGAAGAGCACUUUAUGUUCUGUUUUGUUGUCAUGCCAGUUAUUUUGCAUACUAUGAAAUUAGAAAGAUCUCACGUAUUUCUGUUUGCAGGACUGUCGUCUAAAAGACCACGACCAGGUUUAUAAUGGAAUUAAUAUUGCCCUGAUUUUAUUUAUUUGUUUGUUUGUUUAUUUCAAAUAACGAAAUUAUUCUGAAUGAUCAGAUACAGUCUUUGACUGUCGUUUAAGUUUAAUGUCUGUUCUCUGUCAGGGUCAUAAUUACUCUGUAUGGUUGAAAGUCUAUGGCGAGUGAGAACAAGCCCGCGUCGGUAAUGGAUGACAGCCCCACGCCCAGCCCGAGCUGCAGUCCCGGCUCUGAAAUACCAUCUCCGGACAGGCGUCGCAGCGAGACGCUGACGCGGCCCAGGCUGGUCCCGACCGUCGGCCUCACCGGCAGAGGCCGCCCAGCCGCCGCCAACGCGGCUAGGGAGCGAAGCCGGGUGCAGACCUUGCGGCACGCCUUCCUGGAGCUGCAGCGGACUUUGCCGUCAGUACCACCAGACACCAAGCUGUCCAAACUCGAUCUGCUGAUACUGGCCACCACGUACAUCGCGCACCUGACCAAAACCUUACAAGAAGAGGGGAUGGAGGAAGGAGAGAGCACGAGGCAAAGCGAGGUCUUACACUCCCUAAAGGGCGAGGGCUAUCUGCACCCAGUCAAAAAAUGGCCAAUGCGAUCCAGGCUUUACGUUGGGGCAACCGGACAAUUUCUGAAUAGCUCAGGGCAAACCGAAAACUCAAACCAAAGCAAAUCAUCUAACUCUCAGACAUAACUUUGCCGAAUUUCCCUUCGAUGGUCCGUGAAAAGAAGGACAGGACGUGGAGACGGACACGGAAAGCGCCUUUGACAGCCGCCUGCAGUCCGACUUCGGACCCCGUCGUUUCUGCCUACUUCUUGUAGCUACCUUAUUUUUCAAUAACUUAUGUAUAAAAUAUAUACGUGUCAUGUCUUCUAAAGGAAUUCUUUGUAAAUUUAUGACGCAGCACAAUUCAUGUGAAAAUCCGCACUAUAGGUUAUUUGAGUUUAAAGUAAUGAUGGCGGAGUGAAACAGAAAUAUGUAUGUUGGCAUGAAAAAUAAAGUGUACAUGUAUGUCUUCUGCCGUAAAGCUGAUCGUGUUAGGUUUUG
This is a messenger RNA of Paramormyrops kingsleyae, 1585 nucleotides long. Its product is annotated as transcription factor 24. Gene Ontology annotation, molecular function: RNA polymerase II transcription regulatory region sequence-specific DNA binding; protein dimerization activity; DNA-binding transcription factor activity, RNA polymerase II-specific. The record is from RefSeq and is a predicted model, not a curated record. Gene Ontology annotation, biological process: developmental process; regulation of transcription by RNA polymerase II. Lineage: Eukaryota; Metazoa; Chordata; Actinopteri; Osteoglossiformes; Mormyridae.